UUAUUGUUUUUUCCUUUUAAUAAAAUCAAUAAAUUAUGCAAAAUGCGUUUGAUGACAAUUUUAAAGAAUUUUAAUGAAUUAUAAAACAUUUGUUAGUGAUAAAUAAAAUAAUAAAAAUGUCAAGGGCAUACGAAGGAGCACGAUUUAUUUCUGAUAAACAGAUAGUUGUCCUAGACAUUGGUUCAGCUUACACCAAAUUUGGAUAUGUUGGUGAAGCAACACCUCGAGGAAUUAUAAGAACUGAGAUCAAAUCUCCAGAGACUAAAAAAAUAUGCAAAAUUUAUAAAUAUAAUGAUAUUGAGGAUCUUUAUCAAUUACUUGUAGAAUUUCUUCAUGCAAUAUUUUUCAAACAUGUUCUGAUAACACCAAAAGAUGUGAAGAUGAUCAUAGUAGAAUCACUCUUAACACCAUCAAAAUUUAGAGAUACAUUGGCCAAAGUAUUAUUUAGACACUUUGAAGUCGGUUCUUUGAUGUUUUUACCUACACAUUUAGUAACAAUAAGUACUUUAGGAUGGGAUACUGUCCUUGUACUCGACGUAGGAUACCAAGAAGCUACGUUAAUUCCAGUUUAUAAAGGUGUUCCUAUACUUAAAGCAUGGCAGAGCCUUCCUUUAGCAGGCGAAGCAGUUCAUGAAUGUAUCAGAAAUGAUUUACAACAAGAAAUGCCCAAUGUAAAUCUUGAGGAAAAAAUUAUAGAAGAUAUUAAAGUUCGAACGUGUUUUGUCACGACUUUAGAGCGCUCAAAUAAAUUAAAGUCAGAAGAUGCCUUAGUACCUCCCCCGUCUGUUAAGUAUCCAGGUAUUAAAGUGAUAACAAUUCCAGGAUACAUAAGAGAAAAGGCUUAUGAAAUAUUAUGGGAGCGUGAUGCUGAUAAUCUAAGUAUUCCUACGAUGAUUCUUGAUGCUAUUUUAAAAUGUUCAAUAGAUACUCGACAAGAACUUGCAGAAAAUAUUCUUUUAAUUGGAGGCACAACGAUGGCUAAAGGUUUUGCAGCACGACUCAAACAAGAACUUACAUACCUUGUUAAGAGUGAACUGUAUUCAGAAAAAUUAAAAAUACGUACCUUUAAAUUUCAUUCAGCUCCAUGUAAGCCGAAUUACACUGCUUGGCUUGGAGGGGCAAUUUUUGGUAUUGCUGAUCUACCAUCACGAUAUAUCACUAAAGAUAAAUACCUCAAGACUAAUAGAAUUCCUGAUUGGGCUAAUUUAAUUGAUAAUCAAAGAGAAGUUGAAUCUAACUAUGGAAUUUAAAAUAUUUUGGUUUAAUAAUAAAAUAUUAUGUAUUGAUAUUAAUUUUAUUUUUUAAUUUUUGUAUUGAUUUACAUGUAUUACAUAAUAUUAAAU
Chelonus insularis is the source of this 1343-nucleotide messenger RNA. It is a transcript of the gene Arp10, whose product is annotated as Actin-related protein 10. Gene Ontology annotation, cellular component: dynactin complex. The record is from RefSeq and is a predicted model, not a curated record. Gene Ontology annotation, biological process: retrograde axonal transport of mitochondrion. The transcript has 5 exons. Bases 117 to 1250 code for a protein of 377 amino acids. NCBI's taxonomy places the organism in Eukaryota, Metazoa, Arthropoda, Insecta, Hymenoptera, Braconidae.